AUGGCUCCACAGAUAACGUUUGUUCAAUUGACAGAUUAUCUAGCUGUUCCUUUAAAGCUUUUUGUGAAACCGGAUUUGUUGCCGUCUAAUACGUCAACAACAACGAUAAAUGAUAAAUCACCAAUUUCACUCCAUAAUAUAACAUUUCAUAAACUUCAAUCACGAGAGAUCCAAAGUCUUAUUUCCAUUGUUUCUCCACAAAUAAGACAAGUCCUUUAUUUUGAUCCACUUCCGACGAAACUAACCGAGUUUCGAAUAGAAAAAUUAAGGGUUGAGGUGCCAAUGGAGGUAGUUUUUCAAGUGAGAUUCAAAAUGGGAUUGAUUGAAUAUGAUGAUGCUAGAAAAUACCUAAGUGAAAACGGAAUGGACCUAGUUUUGAAAAAGCGAGACUUUAAAUUCAAAGAGAAGAAAACAGAAGUUGAAGUGUUGAUUGAAAGUGAAAGUAGCAAUGAUGGUGAUGGUGAUGAUACUAUUGAGUUUACUUUAAAUGAAAACGGUGAGGCCAAAUCGAGAAUUGAUAAGAGACCGAAAAGGACAAAGGCAACAGCAAAGAAAGACAAUGAAAAGGAUAAGAAAAUAAAAGAGAGAUACUCAUUCAGUGGACGACGAAUCGUUGGGGAUAUUGCAACUUGUAUUAGAGUAUUUGUACAAGAAUAG
Molecule: messenger RNA, 657 nt
Organism: Lodderomyces oxycetoniae
Lineage: Eukaryota; Fungi; Ascomycota; Pichiomycetes; Serinales; Debaryomycetaceae
Exons: 1
Coding region: 1-657 (218 amino acids)
Source: RefSeq, a predicted model, not a curated record